Molecule: messenger RNA, 3950 nt
Organism: Neomonachus schauinslandi (Hawaiian monk seal)
Lineage: Eukaryota; Metazoa; Chordata; Mammalia; Carnivora; Phocidae
Gene: SLF1
Product: SMC5-SMC6 complex localization factor 1
Exons: 21
Coding region: 273-3446 (1057 amino acids)
Biological process (GO): positive regulation of double-strand break repair
Molecular function (GO): protein binding
Source: RefSeq, a predicted model, not a curated record
CAGUCUCCCAAGUCUGGCGCAGACGUAGCAGAAGCCUGGCCCGCCCGCCAGAAUCCAGCCAGGCACCCGCUCAGACCACCCUGACGACGGCUCGAGAGCGUCACUGACAACCACCCGGAAAUUAUACAAUAGCUUCCGGGGCCGCCUAGCGCGCGGCGGGAAAUUAUUUCCCAGAGCCCGGAUUAGUGAGGCAACGAGUGCUGCAGCGGCAGUCGUCUCCCCAGCCACCACCGCCACCCGAGGGAAGCAUCCCAAACUCUCCGGCAGGGAAGAUGGAAGAUGGUGCUCCAAAGCAUAUCAUCCAAAUGACAGGAUUUAAGAUGGAAGAAAAGGAAGCUCUAGGCAAAUUGCUUUUAAAACUAGAUUGCACUUUUAUUAAGAGUGAGAAAUACAAAAACUGUACACAUCUUAUAGCUGAACGCCUGUGUAAGAGUGAAAAGUUUUUAGCAGCUUGUGCAGCAGGAAAGUGGGUACUAACUAAGGACUACAUAAUUCAUAGUGCCAAAAGUGGCAGAUGGCUUGAUGAAACAACUUAUGAAUGGGGCUACAAAAUUGAAAAAGACUCCCAUUAUUCUCCUCAAAUGCAAUCUGCACCUAAAAGAUGGCGUGAAGAACUGAAACGCACUGGUGCUCCAGGAGCCUUCCACAGAUGGAAAGUUGUCCUCCUUGUUAGAGCUGAUAAACGAAGUGAUUCUCUUGUAAGAGUUCUGGAGGCUGGAAAAGCAAAUGUUAUUUUACCAAAAAGUUCACCAAGUGGAAUAACUCAUGUGAUUGCCAGUAAUGCAAGAAUCAAGGCUGAGCAAGAAAAAGACCAUUUUAAGGCUCCAUUUUAUCCAAUUCAGUAUCUAGGGGAUUUUCUUUUAGAGAAAGAAAUUCAGAAUGAUGAAGAUUCCCAGAACCAUUCUGUUUGGAACAAACAUAGCAAUCAGGAAAAAAACAAAGAUUUCUGGAAAGAUAUGGAAUUUCUUGAAAUGAAAGGUGCCUUAAAAGAGACCAUGUAUAGAACCCAGAAAGAAAUGCAAAAUCAUGAUGAAGAUGUUAAUGUUAGUUCUCUUUUGACUGAACAUCACAAAAAAGAAAAAUACAGAGAUUCCAACAGAGAUUUGAAAUUUGUUAAAAUGAGAGAUGCCUUAAGAAGGCACACAUGUGGAAGUCAGAAGGAAAUUAAGGAUGAAGAUAUUCAAAGGAGUUAUACUUUGAGGAAAAAACGCAAAAAAGAAAAUGAAAGAGAUUCCAGGAAAGACAUUGAACAUAACAAAAUUAAAAGUACCUCAAGAAAGCACAUAUAUAGAGAUCAGAAAGAAAUGAAGAAUUCUGUUUUUGCUGAUCGUGCCAAAGAAUCAAAAACCAAGGAUAUCAGGACAGAUGUGGAUAUUACUGAAAUAAAAAAUGAGUUAAGGAAGCACAUAUAUAGAGCUCAGGCUAUCAGAUACAGCUGCAUUAGAAUAGAUAAACAACCAGUGUACAAUAUUGAGGUUAGAAAUGCUGAAUUUCCCAGAGGUGUAUUAAAUUUAAUUGAAAGUCUCAUAGAAGGACAGUUUUUUAAAGAAGCAAUUGAAGAACUUUCCUCUUUACAAGCACAUUAUAUCCCUCCUGUAUGCCUUCUUCAUGCUCUACUAGAGAACAUUCUACAGGAUAACAUAGAUACAUUUUCUGGCCGAUACUUUCAUAUAUUGUCAGCCCUUCUUCACCUACAUCCUCCUUGGAAGUCCCCAGCCAUGUCACGAUAUUACUUAGAGCUGUUUCAGUGCCCAACUUGUAUGAAAGGAGCAUGGUCUCUAAUAGAAGUGCUUAUCAGGUCUUGCCUUUACAAUGAAAAUUUUUGCCAUCAAAUUUCAAAAAAUAUUAUUGGCACAAAAGUGCUCCACCUGACCCUGCUCAAAUUUUUCUUUAAUUUAGUGGAAAGUGAAGUGCGACAUUUGAGCCAAAAGUUGUAUGACUGGUCAGAUUCUCAGAGUCUGAAAAUAACAGGAAAGGCAAUUCUUCUUGAAAUCUUUUGGUCAGGAAAUGAGGCCUCUGGGCUUUUGACCAAACCAGUAAAUAUGCUUUUGGAGUGGACAAUAUAUUCUCACAAGGAAAAAUGCAAGUCUAAUGAUGUCUUCAAACAUGAGCUAGCUUACUUAUUGACUGGAAUUCUUGGAGCAGCAAUAGAUUAUUGGAUCUUCCUUGGUCUUAAGAGGGGUAAAAAUGUGAUGCGACACAUGUCUGAUGACUUAGGAAGUUAUGUUUCCCUUUCAUGUGAUGACUUUUCUUCACAGGAAUUAGAGAUUUUCAUUUGUUCCUUUUCCUCUUCCUGGCUUCAAAUGUUUGUUGCAGAGGCAGUCUUUAAAAAGUUGUGUUUACAGAGUUCCAUCAGUGUUUCUUCUGAGCCACUCUCUCUUCAGAAAAUGGUAUAUUCCUAUUUGCCAGCUUUGGGGAAGACUGGUGUGCACGGGACUGGAAAGAUGCAGAUAGCAAAGAAAAUAGGACAGCGGCCUUGCCUUGAAUCUCAGAGAGCCUUAUUAAUGCUGAAUGGUGCGAAACAGAAACAAGUUGAAGGGCUGCCAGAGUUACCAGAGCUGAACCUUGCUAAAUGUUCCUCAUCGUUAAAAAGAUUGAAAAAGAAGUCAGAAGGAGAAUUAUCAUGUUCCAAGGAGAAUUGCCCCUCUUUAGUUACAAAGAUGAAUUUUCACAAGACUAAUCUAAAAGGAGAAACAGCCCUCCAUAGAGCUUGCAUAAAUAACCAAGUGGAGAAAUUGAUUCUUCUUCUCUCUUUGCCAGGAAUAGACAUCAAUGUUAAAGACAAUGCUGGCUGGACGCCUUUGCAUGAAGCCUGUAACUAUGGCAACACAGUGUGUGUCCAGGAAAUUUUGCAACGUUGUCCAGAGGUAGAUCUGCUCACUCAAGUGGACGGGGUGACUCCUUUGCAUGAUGCACUGUCAAAUGGACAUGUAGAAAUUGGCAGGCUGCUACUACAGCAUGGGGGCCCAGUGCUUUUACAGCAGAGGAACUCUAAGGGAGAAUUGCCCUUGGAUUAUGUGGUAUCAUCUCAAAUCAAGGAAGAACUAUUUGCUAUUACAAAAAUAGAAGAUACAGUGGAGAACUUUCAUGCCCAAGCAGAGAAACAUUUUUACCACCAGCAACUUGAAUUUGGCUCAUUUUUACUUAGUAGGAUGUUGCUAAAUUUUUGUUCAAUUUUUGAUUUAUCUUCAGAGUUUCUCUUAGCUUUCAAAGGGUUAACUCAUCUAAAUGAGCUGCUUGUGGCUUGUAAGAAUUAUAAAGAAACUACCAGUGCUCAUACUGACUGGUUAUUGGAUCUUUAUGCCAGAAAUAUAAAGACAUUGCAGACGCUCCCAAAUAUUCUUAAGGAAUUGCCUGAGAAUUUAAAAGUGUGUCCUGGAGUGCACACUGAGGCCUUAUUGGUGACAUUGGAAAUGAUGUGCCGUUCAGUCACAGAGUUGUCAUGAUGAUACCAAAAAAUAUGAGUCAACUUUCUAAACAUACUUAGCUUACUUUGUCAUUUCGUAUGGACUUCAUAGCUUAUUAACAAAUAUUAAUUUGAUUUAUUUAUUGACAGAAUUUGCAGUUUUGCUAAAUUUCAAAAGCACUUAAAGAAACUUCUGCAACCCUGUAAUGUAGGCUUCUUUUUCCAUGUUGUAGAAUUUGACUCAAAAGUAAAAAGAGUUUCAUUGGUAUAUACUGCUUUCAUUAAUCUUUAUUAUUUCCUGAUCUGAAAGUGAUAUUUAUUUAUAUUGUACAUGUAAAACAUUUUAAUUUAAAUAUUUUUUGAAAUCAAAAUGUUCUAUCCUCUCUUCCAGGGAUUUAAGGUCUUAAAAUCAUGGCAAGGAUAUUCAUGCAAAUGUGCACUUAUAAGCAUGUAGCUCCCUGUUUAUUCUCCGUAGGCUGUUGGACUAAAAUACUCAUUUUAGUUUUGUGUGUUUGUAAAAUAAACAUCUCUAAAAUUUACAAUA